Danio aesculapii is the source of this 5604-nucleotide messenger RNA. It is a transcript of the gene iars1, whose product is annotated as isoleucyl-tRNA synthetase 1. The record is from RefSeq and is a predicted model, not a curated record. The transcript is spliced from 34 exons. Gene Ontology annotation, biological process: isoleucyl-tRNA aminoacylation. Bases 64 to 3873 code for a protein of 1269 amino acids. Gene Ontology annotation, molecular function: isoleucine-tRNA ligase activity; aminoacyl-tRNA deacylase activity; ATP binding. Lineage: Eukaryota; Metazoa; Chordata; Actinopteri; Cypriniformes; Danionidae.
GGCGUUUCAGUCAGUUGCAUCAUUUCCGCUGUCUCUGUUCACCGGCGACGGCCAGCAUUCAUCAUGGUGGAAGCAGUGCCAGAGUCCAUCCACUUCCCCACUGAGGAGGAGCAAAUCCUGCAGUUUUGGCAGAAGAACGACUGUUUCCAGGAGUGUCUGAAGCAGUCAAAGAGCCGGCCCAGGUUCACGUUCUACGACGGGCCGCCCUUCGCCACAGGUCUGCCUCACUAUGGUCAUAUUCUGGCAGGAACCAUCAAGGACAUCGUGACGCGAUUCGCUCAUCAAAACGGCUUCCACGUGGAGCGCCGCUUCGGCUGGGACUGCCACGGCCUGCCGGUGGAGUAUGAGAUCGAUAAAUCUCUGAACAUCAAAGGACCCGAGGAUGUGAUGAAGAUGGGCAUCGAGGAGUACAACAAACAGUGCCGGAGCAUCGUCAUGAGAUAUGCUGAUGAGUGGGAGAACUCUGUGAGGCGGAUGGGGCGCUGGAUUGACUUCAGGAACGACUAUAAGACUCUCUACCCCUGGUUCAUGGAGACUGUGUGGUGGGUAUUUAAGCAGCUGUAUGACAGUGGUCUGGUGUACCGCGGGGUGAAGGUGAUGCCGUUCUCCACCGCCUGCAACACUCCGCUCUCCAACUUUGAGGCCAAUCAGAACUACAAGGAUGUGCAGGACCCGUCAGUGAUCGUCAAUUUCCCGCUGCUGGAGGAUCCGUCUGUCAGUUUGAUCGCUUGGACCACCACACCCUGGACCCUCCCCAGCAACCUGGCACUCUGCGUCAACCCAGAGCUCAUCUACGUCCGGGUCAAAGAUAACACCUCACAGAAGAUUUACAUCAUGAUGGAGGCCAGACUCAUCGCUCUCUUCAAGUCAGACUCUGAAUACACUAUUCUGGAGCGAUUUCCUGGCAAGACCCUGAAGGGCAAAAAAUACAAGCCUCUUUUCGAGUACUUCAUCAAGUGUAAGGAGACCGGUGCCUUCUCUGUGGUGAUGGAUAAUUAUGUUCGUGAUGAUGACGGUACAGGAGUCGUCCAUCAGGCCCCAUACUUUGGAGCUGAUGAUUACCGUGUCUGUAUGGAAUAUGACAUCAUCCAGAGAGACUCCGCCCCCAUCUGCCCUGUCGACCCAUCUGGCAUCUUCACUCCGGAGGUCACACACUUCGCGGGACAGUAUGUGAAGGAUGCAGACAAAAACAUCAUCAAGUGGCUGAAGGAGAACGGGCGUCUGGUGAGCUCCAGCUCCUUCAAGCACAGCUACCCGUUCUGCUGGAGGUCGGACACGCCGCUGAUCUACAAAGCAGUGCCCAGCUGGUUUAUAAGGGUGGAACACAUGGUGGAGAAACUUCUGGACAACAACAGCAAGUGCUACUGGGUGCCAGAGUUUGUGAAGGAGAAGCGUUUCGGGAACUGGCUGAGGGACGCCAGGGACUGGGCGGUGUCUCGCAACCGCUACUGGGGCACACCCAUCCCUCUAUGGGUCAGCGACGACUUCGAGGAGGUGGUGUGUGUGGGGUCCAUGGCGGAGCUGGAGGAGCUGACAGGAACUAAAGUCACUGAUCUCCACAGAGAGCGCAUUGACGGCCUCACCAUCCCCUCUCGCUGUGGGAAAGGGCAGCUCCGGCGGGUCUCUGAGGUGUUCGACUGCUGGUUCGAGAGCGGCAGUAUGCCCUACGCUCAGGUGCACUACCCGUUUGAGAACAGGCGAGAGUUCGAGGACGCUUUCCCUGCAGACUUCAUCGCUGAGGGCAUCGACCAGACCAGAGGAUGGUUCUACACGCUACUCGUGCUCUCAACGGCUCUGUUUGGUAAACCGCCAUUCAAGAACGUGAUCGUCAAUGGUCUGGUUCUGGCCAGUGAUGGGCAGAAAAUGAGCAAGCGGAAGAAGAAUUACCCCGACCCCGGACUCAUUGUGCAGAACUACGGUGCAGACGCACUUCGGCUGUAUCUGAUCAACUCUCCUGUGGUUCGAGCUGAAAACCUGCGCUUCAAAGAGGAAGGAGUUCGAGAUGUGCUGAAAGACGUCUUCCUGCCCUGGUACAACGCAUACCGGUUCCUGGUGCAGAACGUCCAGAGACUGCAGAAGGAAGAAGGCAUUGAGUUCCUGUACAACGAGAGGACGUCCAGCGUCAGCAACAACAUCAUGGAUAAAUGGAUCCAGUCUUUCACACAGUCACUCAUUCAGUUCUUCAGGGACGAGAUGGGAGCCUACAGACUCUAUACAGUGGUGCCCAAGCUUGUCAAGUUUGUGGAUAUGCUCACUAACUGGUACGUGCGGAUGAACCGCCGGCGGCUGAAGGGUGAGAGCGGGUCUGAGGACUGUGUUCGUGCUCUGGAAACCCUCUUCAGUGUCCUGUUCUCCAUGUGCAGACUGAUGGCUCCGUUCACUCCGUUUAUAACCGAGCUGAUGUACCAGAACCUGCGGCAACUGCUGGACCCGGCAGCAGUGGAGGAGAAGGAGACCGGCAGCAUACACUACCUCAUGCUGCCACAAGUCAGGGAGUCUCUGAUCGACCAGCGCAUUGAGAGUGCGGUGUCUCAGAUGCAGUCCGUCAUUGAGUUGGGUCGUGUGAUCAGAGACAGGAAGACUCUGCCCAUUAAGUAUCCGCUAAAGGAGGUGGUGGUCAUCCAUCAGGACCCAGAGGCUCUUGCUGAUAUCCAGUCCCUGCAGAACUACAUCCUGGAGGAGCUGAAUGUGCGCCAGCUCACUCUCUCCACUGAUAAGGACAGAUACGGUAUCCGUCUGCGGGCCGAACCCGAUCACAUGGUGCUGGGCAAACGGCUGAAAGGUGCCUUUAAAUCCGUGACCGCCUCCAUUAAAGAGCUGAAGAAUGAGGAGCUGGAGGAAUUCCAGAAGACAGGUUGUAUAGUGGUGGAUGGUCAUGAUCUGCAUGAGGAGGAUCUGCGUCUGAUGUACACCUUUGAUCAGUCGUCAGGAUCCGCGUCUCAGUACGAGGCUCACUCAGACGCUCAGGUGCUGGUUCUGCUGGACGUCACGCCGGAUCAGGCCAUGCUCGACGAAGGAGUGGCCCGAGAGGUCAUCAACCGCAUACAGAAACUGCGCAAGAAGGCUCACCUAGUGCCGUCAGAUGAGAUCACAGUGUUUUACCGCUGUCAGCCGGCUGGUGAAUAUCUGCAUCAGGUGAUUGAGACACACACAGACUUCAUCCUGGCCACCACUAAAGCUCCGCUCAGAGCGUACCCCGUGUGUCCCAACGCCAGCGUCAUCGUGCAGGAGAACACACAGCUGAAGGGCUCAGAUCUAGAGCUGACUAUCGUGCGAGGCUCCUCCUCCUCCUCGUCCUCCGUCUGCAGGGCUCCUCCGAGCGGCUCGGCGUGUGCGUUUGUGAACCUCAGAGUGUCACUCAAAGAUAAACAGCAGGACGGUGUGGUUCUGCUGGAGAACCCCAAAGGAGACAACAUACUGGACGUGGAGCAGCUGAAGAGGAUCUGCUGCAGUGUGUUCGGCCUCAACGGAGCUCCAGUCUCCAUAUUCAACGGCAGGACAGCACUCAGCAGCAGCACUGAUCUGCUGUCUCUGAGCGGCAGGACUCUGACUGUGAGCUCGAGUCCUGCAGACGUGAGCAGCUCCGAGUCUCUGCUGUGUCCGUAUGUGAACCUGCAGCUCGUCAACGCCAGUCCUGCAGAGUGUCAGACUGGGGACGUGGCGACGCUGCUCCUGAUGAACCCUGAGGGUAAAAACCUCCUCCAGUUCUCAGAUCUGCUGAAGGAAACCGCUAAAGUGUUCGGUCUGAGAGGAAGAAGACUGAUGCUCUACACUGAUCCACAGCUCACUGCAGAGCUGAAGGCGCCCUCUAUGAAGACUCUGAACUCGAAGACGCUCUACGUGAAGGUUCUUCCAACAACAGCGGAGGCGUAACCGUAAAAACAUCAUCACGUCUGUGUAUCCGUGUACUGUCAGUCAUGUAGAGGGGAAAACUAUUAAAUAAAUCAAACAACAGCAGCUGACCGACUCUUACAUCACAGUUUGAGCAUUCAGACACGCUUCCUGUUACUGAAACACUGCUACUGAUGCCUUUACAGAGGGUUUGACUUGCUUCUAGUCCAAAUAUCUCACAAUUCUUAAAGGGCCAUGACCCCCCCCCCCCCCCCGUCUAAGCAGGGUGUUUUCACACCUCUAGACUGAAAAGAGUCAGGAAAGUGGGAGAGUCCAACUCUGUUUAGGUGGGAGUGUCAAGUGGUGAGGGAAGUGAUCGCAUGAAAAGGGGAGUUUCAGUAUGUGCACUACAGCUGCUUUUCACAGAGGCAACACAAACACAAACGCAGGGCAGAUAGACAGUGACUACGUUUACAUGGACAUCAGUUAUUGAAUUAUUUGCAUUAAUCUGAAUAAGACAAUAAUAUGAUGAAGGUGUUUACAUGAGUUCCUGUCAUGAUCCCAUUUACAUGUUACAGCACAUAAUUCGAUUAACGCCAUCGUGUCAGCACGCUAUCCACAUUUCCUCUAGAGUUUCAUGUCAUUUUGGGUGUUUCAUUCUUAAUUUGUCGACUUUAACUGCAGUUUGGCACUUUCACUUUCAUUCAUGGAAAAUAUUCCCUCUAUAUGCCGUUGCUUUGUUUAGGAAGGCAAGGCAAGGCAAGUUUAUUUAUAUAGCACAUUUCAUAUACAGUGGCAAUUCAAAGUGCUUUACAUAAACAGGAAUAAAAGAAACAAGUAUAAGAGAAAUAAAUAUAAUAAUAAAAUAAAUAAGCAUAAAAACAGAUCAAAUGUGUUAUAAAAGAAUGAAAAAGAAGAGAAAAACAUAAUAGUGCGAUCUGUGGGAGGUAGCACAGUGCUCAUUCAGUACAGGCACAGCUACACAGAUGUGUGUUCAGGAUUGAUGUGAAUGUGCCUAAUGUUGGAGCACAUCUGAUCAUUUCUGGAAGCUGAUUCCAGCAGCAGGGGGCGCUGUUAGUAGCUGAAAGCUGAUUCACCCUGCUCUGACUGAACUCUUGGAGUUUCUAGUUUAUAUGAUCCUAAAGAUCUGAGUGAUCUGUUAGGUUUGUAUUCAGUGAGCAUAUCUGUAAUGUAUUGAGCUCCUAAGCCACUUAGUGAUUUAUAGAGCAGUAAUAAUACUUUAAAAUCUAUUCUGAAUGUAACUGGGAGCCAGUGUAAAGACCUGAGGACAGGUGUGAUGUGCUCUGAUUUCCUGGUUCUGGUCAGAAUUCUGGCCGCAGCAUUCUGGAUGAGCUGCAACUGUCUGACUGUGUUUUUGGGAAGGCCAGUGAGGAGGCCGUUACAGUAAUCCACCCUGCUGCUGAUAAAAGCAUGAACAAGUUUCUCUAAGUCUUCACUGGAAACAAAGCAUCUAAUUCCUGCAAUGUUUUUGAGAUGAUAGUACGCUGAUUUACUGACUGCGUUGACAUGACUAUUGAAACUCAGAUCGGACUCCAGAGUCACGACUUAAUUCAGACUCGCUCCUCAAUCUGGCAACCUGUGCUUGCGUUUGUUUUGGUCCAGGAAUGCAACACCUAGUUCAACCACUGGGUGUCAAACUCACUGCACCUUUAAGAAUUGGUGGAUAUUUAGACUAGAAGCAAGUCAGAAACUCAAAGUAAGAAAGUCCAUCAGUGAAUACUUUUAAAUAAAUCUCGAGAUGCAGAAAUAAAA